Molecule: messenger RNA, 354 nt
Organism: Mixia osmundae IAM 14324
Lineage: Eukaryota; Fungi; Basidiomycota; Mixiomycetes; Mixiales; Mixiaceae
Exons: 1
Coding region: 1-354 (117 amino acids)
Source: RefSeq, a predicted model, not a curated record
AUGUGGCCAGGCAGCCGCCGCUUGACGCCUUUGAUCAGAAAGAUACCUAUUUGCAUCUGCUUUGUGCAGCGCUCGACGGAGUUUCCAAGUUGGGCGAGCACAUUCUUCCACCAGCUUACAUCUAUAGCCAUCAAUAUGAAGUGGCGCGUCUUGCGCGAUUUGCUUGCGUCACAGCACAAGAGAUUUUGUAUAUCUUGUCGCAGUAGUCAUGGCCGUGGCUGUCGCAAGGAGAACCGCAACAAAGUAUACGGCAAAAUUCCUUGGUCAGGUAAAGAGCAACGCCGGCAUGCACUGAAUGCGCGAAUUCGAAAGUCGCCCGAAAGUCCGCUCGUCGGAGUGAGUGGCAUUGCCUGA